Molecule: messenger RNA, 782 nt
Organism: Schistosoma bovis
Lineage: Eukaryota; Metazoa; Platyhelminthes; Trematoda; Strigeidida; Schistosomatidae
Source: the annotation of a GenBank genome assembly
GUACCGUUGAUUGAAAAUUGAAGUUCCCAUUUUGUUUAAUUCUCACUCUUUAUUAGUGCGCAUUUUGUGGUGUCACUCGUGUAGGCAUGAGUUUCCAAAAAAAGCCCAUAAUUAUAGAUGCACAAGGCCAUCUUCUUGGUCGUUUGGCCUCUGUUGUGGCCAAAACAUUGCUCAAUGGUCAGAAAGUAGUCGUAGUACGGUGUGAAGGCAUCAAUAUAUCAGGAUCGUUUUAUCGAAAUAAAUUAAAAUAUCUUGACUUCCUUAGGAAGCGGAUGAACACCAACCCAUCGAGAGGUCCAUAUCACUUCAGAGCACCCGCAAAAAUAUUCUGGCGUACUGUCCGUGGUAUGCUUCCUCACAAGUUAUACCGUGGGAAACAGGCUCUUGACAGACUCAAAGUUUUCGAAGGCAUACCUCCUCCAUACGACAAGAAGAAGCGCAUGGUUGUUCCUUCAGCUUUACGAGCAAUCCGGUUGAAGCCAGGACGAAAGUUUUCUGUAUUAUCUCGUUUGUCUAACGACGUCGGGUGGAAGUAUAAGAAUGUAAUCGAAAAGAUGGAGAAUCGUCGGAAAGCCAAGGCAGCUGUCUGGUAUAAAAGGAAAAAGCUUCUGAAGAAACCGAGCGAGGUUGUCAGAGGACGAGCUAAAGAAGCGAUUGCACCAUAUCAAGCAAUCCUUAAACAGUAUGGUUACUCUUAGACUUGUAUAUUAUGAGGCUUUAUAAACACAUCUUUUACGGAUAAUCACCGGCUUUUAUUUUGUUAAUAAAGAUUAGUGCUGUUG